AUGAAUACAGUCAAAGUCGAUCGCUGUUAUUUCCCAGGGUACAACCCUGACUGCUAUAACUCCUUGAAUCUGCACGUCUUCAUAGACGCUGGCGAGGAAGCCUACGCUGCAGCAGCCUAUUUUCGCGUUGUGGACAAUGGUCGUGUUCGUUGUAUUCUGGUGUCUUCGAAGACGAAAGUCGCUCCACUCCAACCCCUCUCCAUACCUAGAUUGGAGUUGCAAGCCGCAGUACUUGGGGCUCGUUUGCGGAAGACGAUUGAGCAGAAGCAUUCGCUCAAAAUUCAACGCACCUUUUUCUGGAGCGACUCCUCUACAGUCAUCGCAUGGAUUAAAUCGGACGCUCGUCGCUAUAGACAAUUCGUGGCCUUUCGAGUUAAUGAAAUCCUCAGCCUGUCAUCCGUUCAAGAGUGGCGGUGGGUGCCCACAAAACUCAACGUUGCUGACGAAGCCACUAAGUGGGGAAAAGGACCAUCUUUUGAUCCAGACAGCCGAUGGUAUCGUGGACCUAAAUUUCUGUAUGACAGCGAACACGAAUGGCCAAGGGAUUGCAGAGAAGAAAAUAGCACUACAGCGGAGGAACUUCGUUCAGCUUUUGUUCAUAAACAUCACGUUAUCGAGCAAGUGGUAAAGCGAUUUUCUCGGUUGGAACGACUACUACGGAGCAUGGCUUACGUCGUGCGAUUCAUCGACAACGGAAUCCGGUUGAUCAGAGAAAAACCGUUGCAGUUGGACGCGUUAACUACGGAGGAGCUGCAGAACGCCGAACGGUGUCUAUGGCGAAUUGCUCAGAGCGAUGAAUUCCCGGAUGAAGUGGCAGUGUUCAAACAUAAUCUUCAGUCGGACCCAACACAUCGUCGUAAACUGGAUCGAAAUAGUCCCCUGAAAAAACUCACUCCAGCAAUCGACGAGUUCAACGUACUUCGUGUUGACGGUCGUAUUCAGGAAGCAGAUUUCGUUGACUACGACACCAGAAACCCAAUCAUCCUGCCUAGAGGACAUCCGGUAACCGACCUCCUACUGGACUGGUAUCAUCGAAAAAUCCAGCAUGCAAAUGAUGAAACAGUAGUAAAUGAAGUCAGGCAGCGUUUCUACAUACCGAAGCUGAGAGUACAGGUGCGAUUGGUGAGGAAACGAUGUAUGUGGUGCCGAGUGUAUAAGGCAGCCCCGGCUGCACCCAGAAUGGGACCACUUCCAAAAGCCAGACUGAUGCCUUUCCAUCGUCCGUUCACUAUGGUUGGAAUUGAUCUUUUUGGACCUUACAUCAUCCGACCACCGACAGGAAGAAGUUCCCUGAAACGGUGGGUCGUUUUAUUCACCUGCUUGACAACCAGGGCGGUGCACUUGGAGAUUGCAGCCAACUUAUCGACGGAUUCCUGCAAGAAAGCGAUUCGUCGAUUCAUCGGCCGCAGAGGUGCUCCACUUGAAAUCUACUCGGACAACGGGACAAAUUUUGUCGGUGCGAGUAGAGAGCUAGUGAAGGAAAUUAAAAUUAUCAAUAAGGAUAUCAGCAGCACGUUCACCGACACCCAGACUCAGUGGCGGUUUAAUCCGCCGUCCGCACCACACAUGGGGGGAUGCUGGGAAAGGAUGGUGCGUUCAGUAAAAGCCGCUUUGGGAGCUCUCCCAACCGUUCGCACACUCGACGAGGAGUCAUUCGCAACUGUACUCGUUGAGGCGGAGUUCAUGGUCAACUCAAGACCUCUCACUUUCGUCCCGCUGGAAACCGCUGAACACGAGUCGCUCACACCAAACCACUUCCUCCUCCUCAGCUCACCAGGGGUACGACAGCCGAUCAAGACUCCUGUGGACGAAAAAGCCGCAAUCCAAAACAGCUGGAACAUGAUUCAGAACACGCUUGAUCAAAUUUGGCGGCGAUGGGUCAACGAAUACCUCCCAACCAUUACUCGAAGGACUAAGUGGUUCGAAAAUAUCAGACCUAUACGAGAGGGUGAGCUAGUUGUAUUAGUCGACAAUAAUGUUAGGAAUCGGUGGCUAAGGGGUCGGGUGGUACGAACAUAUCCAGGUAAAGAUGGUACAGUACGAAGGGUUGAUGUACAGACAUCCGGCGGCAUUAUAUCACGACCGGUCAUCAAACUAGCUGUUCUCGAUGUGAAGGCAGAAUGUGACGCCGAAGCAGGAGUUCUGGCGACACAAGGGGGGGAAUGUUAG
This is a messenger RNA of Toxorhynchites rutilus septentrionalis, 2169 nucleotides long. RefSeq lists its product as uncharacterized. The record is from RefSeq and is a predicted model, not a curated record. The coding region runs from base 1 to 2169 and encodes 722 amino acids. Gene Ontology annotation, molecular function: nucleic acid binding. The transcript has a single exon. Lineage: Eukaryota; Metazoa; Arthropoda; Insecta; Diptera; Culicidae. Gene Ontology annotation, biological process: DNA integration.